AUGAAGAUCUGGAAGCCCAGAGGAGAAAACCACCUAAUGUCCGUGGCCUGCCUCCAGCCCAGCCAGCGGAACUUCAUCGAGCUGCUGGCGACCUGCGGUUACAAGGACUUGACCCUGCAUUUGGAGUCAUUUACGCAGUGGGUUUGGGAGAAGAGCGAUUUGUCAUGCUGGGCGCCAGUUCUUAACCGCUUUGACGACAUUUUCAGCUGCUACCUGGAUGCAUACAGGGGCUAUGUCAAGGGACAGCAUGAUUCCGUCUCUGAUUUCUACAACGAUGGGAUGAUACGGCUGGUCUGUAACGCGCUGAAGGCCUCUGUGAUGAUCGUUGAGAACUGCACGUCGAAGUGCAUAUACAACUCCCUGGAGCUGCUGACCUCGUUUUUGGACGAUGUGCACCCGGAGAUUGUCUUCCAGGCCACGAAGCUAAUAUGUGUCUACUUUAGCCGGUAUCGCAAAAAUGCGAUUCCCAAGGCUACGUGGGAAGUCUCGGUUCGCAUGGGCGUCCUAUCGCAAACACCACUGGCGGAUUCUACGUGCCGCGUCCACAUGGCUAAGCAGCCCACUCCAGCUCAAUCAUCGCAGAAGGAGAGCUCUGACUCUGCCGAGUCUGAAACCCCCGUCAAUGUGUCAUUUACCGACGUUAUGGAAUUCUACGCAAGCAAAAGCGAGAAUUUUUUGACGGUGGAUUCGUAUAUCGAAAUCGCGCAAGGUGUUGGUGGAUCCGGCUCAUCCACGCUGAGCAUUCCGGUUACUGAUAUUCUGAAUGUGCAGCGCUACGUGGGCGCGGCCGAGGCUGCCGAGUAUCCGAAAACUACGGAGGGCAACAAAAUGUUUGCAGCGGCGGUGUCGGCCUGGAAGGGCUCUCUUGCCUCGGAACUGGAUAUUUACAAACAUGUGGUGGCGUCGUUGAGGCAACUCAUAAGGAAGUAUAAGAUAGAGGAGUGUUACUUUGUGGAGCUGAAAUACAAGGUCUGCAAGGUAUUCGCCCUUCACUUCCCCGCCUGGCAGCGGAAGACGGUAGAGAUUCGCAUAUGCGCUUUGAUCAGCAUGUUGUUUAUGAAGAAUGGUUCAUACGCGGACUUUUUGAAUUGCAACCCCUCUUUCCUUCUGGAGCUAACCCACAUGGUCGAGCGCCAUAGAGAGCUGGAUCGUUCCACGAUGGUGAUCGUCACGGAACUACUGUCUGCCAUGGUUCACGAUGGAAGCCACGCCAAAACUUUGGCAACCUUGCUGGGGUUGAACACAGCGCAUGGCAUUUUUUUCAAGGUACUGCGGCAUUACCUCCGCCACGCGCACGAAAUGGUUCCGCUUCCCCCAUUGAUGAGUUUCAAAAGUCCCGCUGAAACAAAGCAAUUUGCAUCCGCUAGUGAGAUGUGGGCUCAUUACCAUCCAAACGAGAAUCAUGCGAUGAAUGAGGACUGCUGCACCAGCGUACAGUUACAGGGUGCCGUCGUCCCCGCAGACGUGUACUUAAAUGAAUGGAAAUAUACCGUUCGUCUGGCAUCGGAGAAGGGUCGCGCCAAAGUCCGGGAUGAAGAGGACUCGAUGCGUAUAUUGCUGCAGUUGCUAAUCGUGUUCUACACGUUUAUUUCCUCUCACGGUUGCAACAAUGCGCUGACAUGCACGUCGGUCCUCGAGGGCGUGGCCCAUUUCGUCAGGAACCGCGACCCUAUUUAUCUGCCCGUUGUUAUAUACGUGGUCCAGGUUAUCGAGACGCUGUUGGACUACAACCAAACUGUGUCUCGCAUACUCAGGAACGACCUCAAGGUUUUUCACAUCUUCAUCUCUCGUAUGCAGUUUGACAUGUACCAGAUUAAGCAUGGCGCGCCUUUUGAAAACUGGGAGGCGGAGUCCACCCCUUGGCCGAACGGGUGGAAGAUGCCUCAAACGAAUGACUUGGUGACUCUUCGAAGCUACUGGAUGUCCAUGUCUGACAUGAGCGCGCGGCGCUUUUUGCUUAAGACGCUGAUCCACCACAUUGACGCGGCCUCCCGUCCCAUGGUUGAUAGGAAUGAUACAUUGGUUUAUGACGUGUUUUCUGAUGAAGGUGCUGUGGUUCCAAUGCUACAUGCGGUGUUCACUCAACCGCAGACGUACGGCCUGGGCGUUUACAGCUCGGCUAUAAACCUUAUAUCCGAUGCACUGAACGAAGACCCCUUGUUGCAAGAGGACUUGCACACCGUGGGCAUAAUGCCGGCCCUGUUGAGCUCCAUAUGCGAAGAGAACCUGAAGUCGGAGGACUGCUUAAAUGUAGUGCCGAACAUUAUCUGUGAUGUGUUGUCGCAUCGUAGUGGCCGCGAUUACAUGAAAAAGGUCCAAUACGCUCCGGUUUUGAAGUUGAUUGACAUCGUAACGCAAAGGGAUUUCGUGCUAUUCGACCGCUUCGGCGAGGUUGCUACUACCAUCGGGAUGUCUUUGGACAACCUUGCGCAGAAAAAGGAUUCCCUUAAUGUGGUGAUCGUCGACCGCUUCAUCAAGGCCAUGUACGUGCUGUUACAAGAGGCAUUGAAUUUUCCACCUUUCAAUCCGAAGGAUUCGGCGCAAUGCGCCAAGGAGUUAGACACAUAUAUGAACGAAUUUCGCACCCACCCGGCAGAAAUAACGGUUGACAUGUUGGCUUCCUUGGAUAAUCUGGCAAGUCACGACUUUAUCGCGGACAGGAUAGCUCAUUUGGGAAAAUGCCUGUCUUCCUUCCUACGUUCUCGUCAGGCGCUGUCCCUCUUUGUGUCGUGCGAUGGUUUGAAAUUGCUGUAUCAGCUGUGCACGUUACCCUGCUUGCCACCCAUGUCGACAACGAUAUACUCGCGACAUCCGAUAACACUGCUGUUGAAGUACAUUCUGUCCCACGCGCCAGCGCCAUGCAUCUCGUAUCUGUAUGGUUUAUGCAGACCAUAUAGCACGCAGCACCCCAAUCUCGACAUCCCCCGGACGGAUGAGGAGGUCAUGUUCAACCUGAAAUAUUUGGGGAGUUUCCAUGCGAUUACCGAGACCAUUUAUUUUACCCACCUCGAGGGUAACAACAUGUAUGAGACCUGUUGCAGCGGACGGUUUCAGAUGGGUGCCUCAACAAUCUCACGUUGCGACCUGCACAUGACCGUGAGCGCGCAUCUCAGAAAACUCAUAACCGUAUUUCCACACUUGAUGAGGACGUUCUGCGUCAGUACUAACGUAGGCGAUGUAGAUACGCUCUCCAUCUUGGACGGGAAACAUAAGUCUCACGGACAUCCUCAGGUUAGGGCUUACAAGAUGUUUAACCGUGAUAAGAAGAUCGCGCAGACCUCUGAGAAUUCAUUUUCAUCGAAUGAUCUGUUUUGGCACAGCCAGUUUGCGUAUGCCUACAGCAAUCACAAUCCGGCAUACAAUGGCAGUCCCUCUCCCUAUCUCUCCGAUGACAAAUUCAAGAUGUACGUCGAGGUGUGCCGCCUUUCUCUAGCUACGUGUAAGGGGCUGUUGUACGGAAUGAAUCGGAUAAUCAACAAGGCGAUCACAACAUCGAAUGCCGACAACACGUGUUUACGGAAUUCCAUUGCUCACCAUACGCUAGCGUUGACACUGCUGUGCCUCAAGAUGCUGAGUAACACUCCUUCGCCCCACGUUACUUCUGGCUCGGGUUUGGUGUUGGAUGGCAUGGAUUGUCUGAGCACUGCGCGUUACGUUUCGGAGAGUGUGGAGGUGGCUUGCAAGUUGUUGGCGGACGACCGCGAAAUGGGUGGUAUUUACAUCCUUCCUUUCGUGGUAUUUUGUGAAAUGAAUGGCAUGGCGUACUUAAAUGACGUUUUCAAUUACCUGAUGACAAUGUACCUGGGUUGCGCAUUGGCUUUUGCCCUACGCGUGCAUAAGGAAUUGACCGUUGAUGAGGUGCUGAGUACAAAUUACACCGGAGAUAGGUCACGCCUGUUGGCGGUUGUUGACCUAGUGGAGUCCUUCGAUCUGAGAAAGAUAAAGGACACCAUGGAACUGUGGGGACGAUCAGUUCAACAAUGUCUGAGUUUAUUUUACAACAUAGGCAACUCCAAGGCAAUACUUAACACGAAGAAUGUCGCUGCAAUUUGGCAAUUCAUGGCCUCACCAGCGUUUGGAAACGUCAUUGGUCGUGAUCGAAAGAUUUCAGAGUUGAUAACCGCGGCUGUGACUACGGCUGGGUCGCUGUGUUGGGAAUGGUUACAGAUUAUUGCUUCCGUGCGGUCGAACGCACCCAGUAACACCACGGCCAGCUUGUACUUCUACAUUUCUUCCACAGUAUUAUCUCCACUUUUGGAGGUGCAGCUAUCUAUGUUGGGAUUCUUGGCGAAGGCGCGUCAGGAGCUCUUAAAAAAGCAUCUGGAUCCAAAGAAGCCGUCCAAAGACGAUGAACAACAUGAAACGGACGCUGCUGGUGAUGCAACACCGUUAAAUCAGCCUAGCGCAGGCAGCGGUAGUCAUGUUCAACAGACGCCAAUCUCUGGCGAAGCCGGUGGUGAUGAUUCGCGCGGGCACACCUCUGAUGCGUCUCGUUCGAUUUUACUUGAAAUGGGUUUCAGUGAAUCCGACAUUGAGCGAGCAAUAGCCGAAUCUGGCCGCAACGAUAUCACUUCGAUUGCCGACUGGUUAGUAAAUCGUGCGAAUGAUGAGCCUCAGGGCGCUAGUGCGACGGAUGGGAACGCUAUGACGGUUGAUACUAGCAGCGAUUUGCCUUCAGGUGGUGAAAAUCUCACUGGCUAUCGUCUGGCGGUUAAAAACCUGCCGAUUUUCAAUUGUUUUGACUCCACGGCUACCCCUGAUAAUGAUCCGUGGAUUUUUGAUCCUAUAGAGAAGUAUCCUACGUUCACUGCACCCGAUCCCGCACAAGUUAGGAAACUUAUGGCUAAUAGCUUCCUGGAUACCCUACUGUAUCUGAGCACUAAGAUGCCUUCUUCACUGCGUACGAUCGCUGAGUGCAUCAUUCGCUCGUUGUCGGCUCCAUUGGCUUUCAUGGUUGGUGGCAAGUAUGCUCCCUCCCCUCGCGAAUAUACCAAGGGCACCAUCUGGCUGCUGUUACAAAGUAUCUACGGUUCCCUGAAUGGCAUAUUGGGUUGUCUUAAUGCGGUGAAAUUCCCCAUGGAUAAACGACUAUUUCCUGCCGCGUUCUGUCCCGUGUUCUUUUUUGACGAAUGCACAAAAGAUGCAGCGCUAGAGUGCACGGUAUUGGCCGGCAAACCAAUGGUAGCAGAGGCGUACCACAACGAUCUCGUAUUGGCACACGAACAGUUGCUGGGCAUGUUUUUCGUUUUGGCACAGCUGAUAGAUAGGCGAAGGAAAUUGUGCUCUGCGUAUUUGAGUAGCAUAGAUCGCCCCAUAGACGUGAUGUUGAAUCUAUUGGAAUACUUCCAGAAGUGGCGCUACGAUGCGCACUAUUCUGGCGUAUUGACUUUCGCUGCCAUUGGCAUGAAACCGUCGUUGUCAGGUAUUCCCAUAUCAGUCCCGGAAUGGUGCCUGCGCAACGAGGUUGCUAAAGAUCAGGGAACUUCGAGCAAAGCUAAAGGACAGUACAAGGCGGACUAUGUCAUGAUUACGAAUGGGUUCCUGCGAAAUUACCCAGAGCCGCAAAUGAGCUCCCCCCCUCCGUUCUUCAAGUAUGCACUCGUGGCUAUUGCGGCGUUGUUGAAAACGAACAGUCCACUUGGGUUCUUCGACCUUCUAUCGUCAAUAGCCCUGAGCAAUAAUGUCGAACUGCUGGACACAACCAAAACCCUGACGUUUGUCCCUAAAAGUUCACAGAAGAAAUUGGUUCGCUUGUGUCUGAACAUAUUGGAGUGUUUCCCAUCUUUAUGCGGACAUGUUACGGGCUCCGUAUUAUUCAUACUUCAAGGGCUGACUGAGAUAUACUCCAAUGUGGGCGAAUUCUUGAAUUACAAGCGUCUACCGCCUCAGGAGAACUAUCCCGCUCAUUUCAACAGCAAACUGGAAUUUGACGGUGUGAUUGGAGCUGAUGCGAUCUCGAUUCUGCUUAUGAUCCCUAGAACUGGCUAUUGUAAAGGUAUGAAGGGAAUUGUGUCUAAGAUUCUCCUGAAUUGCAUGGAGAACCCUUAUAUGCUGCGCAACGCCAUUGAGAAACGUGUGACACACCUCUUAACUGCAAAUAGUUGCGAACCUGUUGCGCUGUCCACCCUUGUUGACGAGGUGGCCCCCUUCGCCAAGAAGGACCCCGCCAUGUUGAUGGAAAUUUUGCAGAAACAGUGCGUCUUGACUGUGGAGGAGGAUGACUCGGAUGUCGAUUUGGGCAAAGCUCGUGUUACGUCGCAACAGUCCUCGCGUAUAUCUGAAUUGCUUGAAUCCAACAGGGACUUGCUAUCUCCAGGUGACAUCUCGAUUUUGGAAAACUCAAACAAAGAUCACACGGCGGUGGCGGAUUAUGACGUGCUGUUGUGCAGUUUUUUGCGGAUUCUAGAGGUCCACAUACAGAUACUUGGCAACAUCCAAGGCUUCACACUCCCCCCAGAUGAGUCGGAUGACAAUUCUAAGCCGUUGUAUCCGUUGGCAUUCACGAUGGAUGCUAUCUGUUCCAUAUUGAGCUCCUUCUGUUACAACUUCCCCAUCGUAGCGAACGGUAAUCGGUUGCCCCAGGCUGAGGACGACCUAAUUUACAAGCAAUUGCCUUUGGAGGUAAACGUGAUUGAUGCCAAGGACGGCCAUUUGGUUGUCAUUCAUAUGUUCCGUCGCAUCUUAUCGAUGCUCUGUGCGUUAGCGGCAUCGUCACAAAAGGGGCGCUCCAGCAAGGAGGGCAUCCAGGAUAUUCCUCGCAUGAAUAGGGCCAUAAUGACUGCUAUGAGAGGCUUCUCGAGCGCCAUUGUUUUGAUUUGUUCGACCAGCAUGAAGAUGAACAUAUUGGUGCUGGAGGAGAUCAAGAUGCUGUUGCAAUAUCUGGUGGGCCUCAAAACCAGUGAUUACAGUACCUACCCAUUUUCUCUGGCCUUGUACACGUCGUGCGACAUGCUCCACCAACUGCUCCAACUGCGAUACGGUGAUGGGGAUCUUGCCGAACUUUCGACAGAUUCCGUUUCUCAAAUGAGCAAGUGUUUGGUUAGCAUGUUCCACAAGCUUGAUUUGAACAGAGAUGACAGCAACUUGCUGUGCGGGGUAAUAAUCAGGGCUCUUGUGUCCCUAACCGCGCCGGAGAAGAAUGCUACGUUGGCGGUUGACAGGCAGGAUAAAGUGGGCAACGAUUACAGUUACCAGGGUGAAGAUGACAUGGAGGUGAUUGAGGUAUCGUCGUCUUCCAGCGAACUUGAUGAUAUGGAACUGCAAUCUGAGGAGGACAUCUCCGACUCCGACAGCGAGGAGCUUGAGGAAUAUAUGGAGGACGCUAUGGAUGAGGACGUUGCAACUGAUAGCAGCGGCACCGAGUCUGAUGGGUCAGACGUCUUUUUGGAGGUUGAGUCCCAAUACGACUCCGAAAGUGACGAUGAGAGCAGCGACGAUUCUAGCGACAGUGACGAUAUGGAUACCGAUGAGGGCUCCGUUGGUAACGAUGAUGUCGAUAUGGCAUUGCCUCACCAGGUUGAAGAGACUUACGAGGAGAUUGCUAAUUCGGACAGUGAGAGUAAUUCGAGCAUGGAAGAGGUUGACGAAGAUGAGGAGGAUGACGAUGAUGACGCACCUCGGAUUCGCGUCGUGGGUGAACUUGAUGGGGAGUACCAUGAGGACGCAAUCACCGGCGUCAUGGAGGAGACGCGCCCACAUAUUAACAUGGACGAGGAUCGCCAUGACGAUCUCUCCCCUGAAUACUAUUCUUUUAGCGACGAGGACGAGUUUGAAAACGGUGAUUCUAUGCUGCCAGCAGCUUCCACGUCGGAUGAGCAGGGCAACGAUGUCUCCGUCAGCAUUCCAGACCCCUCUGCCACGGCACCAGUAACUGGAAACAGUGGCAUUCGGAUCCAGAUCGAUUUUGGCGGUCAGGGAGAUGUGAAUUAUACGGAUUCUAGCCUGCCGCAGUUAAAUGUCGCACAACGUCUUCCCCGUGUGGUGCGUGCUGCACCGGACGCUACUAGUGAUAAUGACAGCAUCACGGAGAGGAAUGAAAAUCCAUCAUCCUCCGACCAGUUGGCGUCUCCUACCGGGGAAGCGACGUUGAAUUUCACAAAGGAGUCAUCAGAGAAGCGCGGAAACUCAAAUAUAGUGUUGAUGAGUAUGAUUGCCAUGGGGCUUCCGCGGAUACAGUUGCCUAAAUCAUCUUCGGCGGGCUCAGCUGAAGCAAGUACAGAGCAUUCAGCACCAAUGCAAUUGAACGACGGUCCAUCUGACGAGAACACGGCUACCGCGUCUCACGCUUCCGACCACAAUGACGCUGUCCAACUGGAUUCAUCACCUCAACCAAAUUCAUCGGAUGCACGCCAAGUGCACACGAACCAACCUUUGGAACAUAUUCCAUCUGACAUACGCAUCAGGCAAAGCGACCUUAUAGCUCUGACUAAUAUGGACCCUUCUGUGCUUGCUGAGUUACCCGAGGAUGUGCGUGAUGAGAUUAUCAUGCAGCACUUACGUGCGUUUGAUAUCGACACGCUUCUUGCCCUCCACCACAACGCGCCGAUGCCGGAGUCAUCACAGUCGGCCUCUACUACUAGAAACGAGGAUCUGCGUAACAUACAAUCUCUUCCGCGUGCGGAAAGUCAACAGGUGAUGCGGUCAGCACACGGCACUUCUUCGUCACGAUCAGAUCCGAACCAGCCAUCACGUGUGCUGAUAGGGGAUAACAACGUGUUGCCUGCCUCGAUGCCUUCAUUGACCAACCAGAUUUUGGCGGGUGCAACGCGGAAUUUAGUCGAGAGUUUAUUGCAGCACGAAUUGGCUGGAAACCGGAUUGGUCGUUAUCGCGUUCAGCGUAUGCGCAACGAACGGCAUAGAGAUGCAGCGGAGCCACCAUCCAACGCUCAGGCUCUGCGGCCAAGUGUUACCGAGAUACCUGUGCGUACACGGACCGGCCCCAAUCAACCGCAACUGCCGGGCCUGACCUUUGGGCUUAUUAUUGGCGAAUUCCGUGACGACGAUAACCCCCGUAUUCGCGCCACUUCUGGCCACCGCAGUCGCCAUACACCAGGGUCACGCAGGAUGGGUCAUACACGUAUCCGACGUCGUGUGGACACAAACGCACGUGGUAUGAACUUUGGCAACUUUAUGAUGCGCGAAGAUCGCGUACCGCGUGUCAUCCGUUCAGCUGUGGGUGAGACUGGCGAUUUGGGAGCACCGACGCAAGGCGCCGCUGAUCGUGCAGGUACCCCAGCUGCUACAUUCGAGCCCAUAGUCAUUCGUGACAGAGGCAGGAGUGGGAUCGAUUCCAGGAUCUUGCAGACCAUCCCUCAACUCUUCAACACGCUCAACCCGCAAGUAUUGAACAUGCUUCACUCGGCAGGACGUUUUCUAAUCUCCACCGCGCCUACGGCUUCCCAACUGCCGGCAUCAUCGUCCGAGCCUCGUGAUCGCAUUAACGUCAAUUCGCUUAGGCAACUUGAACGUGUGAUUGAGUUUUUUGAUGACAAAAUUCCGAUUUCACUUUGUGCACAACGCGAAGAACCGUCUGGGGCUGUGGUUAAGCAACUGCUCGAUACGUGUGGGGGUGUUAGGUACGGUUUUGUAGAGUCGGACAUCGUGGGCAUAUGUAGGUUGAUAUACCUAAAAUACGAGCUAAACAGAAGGGUGUACUUCAAGAUAUUCCGCAAUUUGAUUCUUAUGAACGAGCAAAUCGGUCAUACUCUGCUGAGAUGUUUCUUGCACAUCAUGCAUACAUCAAUUUUGGGAUUAAGCAACAGUUCCGUGCCGAACGUAAAGACCGACAAGUUCUUCCACGGCUUGCCGCGUUUAUGCAAUUCUAGAAGAAAUGACUUCCCUCCUGCCCAUUUGUAUGGCAAGCUGCCAUAUAGGCACGUAUCUCUUGAUGGCCGUGUGGAUGCAGACAAUCAAUGUGAUUCGUUCAUCAUAACUGCGCUAUCGCAGGAGUACAGUAUGGAAUGCAUAAAUAUGAGCGUUGGAUAUUCUAGUUACGUUUCUUGUGAACGUGUGCUGGAGCAGUUACGCAGCCUGCUGAUUGCCUUGCCUGGCGCCAUACAAUUAUUCGGACUCCCAAUCGCAGCGCCGGCUUCUGAAGAGGGUUCUUCGCGUUCCGAUUCUCGCAACAAGCGCACGAAGGUCUCGGGUGCUAAGUCCGAGAAGCGAUCGGCUCAUCGCCAUCUGUAUCCCAUAGGGUUCCUCUUCAUGGCGACGGCAACGAAGUUGUUCCAGUCGUCACCGAAGCUGAUGAACCACCUUAUGAUGGUGAUACAGCACCUAGUGGUGAGUCCCAAGACGUUAGACGCCCACGGCGCUUUGGUGGCCCCCGUUUCAAUUGAUGACCCUCCCACCACAAGCCCUGCCGUUGUUGCUACACCUCCUGAGAAUUCGGAAUCUGUCGAAGUGGCGGCUGGUAACGACGAGGGUGUUGCUGCUCGUGAAGACGACGCGACGAAUGCUUCUGGCGAAUCAUCCCAGGCUUCGAAUUCGUCUAGCAGCCAUCAUGAUAGCAUAUUGCGUGUCAAGCAGGAUAUCCUCAACAAAUUGGACAAAGAUGCUGUCAACGUAUUUUUGGAAGUCCAUACGUCGUGGCGUCACCAGAGCCACUGGUUGCUGUGUUGCACCACCACUCGGGAUGGUUCUUCCAGUGUUCAUCUGCAGCUUGUGGCCACGAUUAUGUCUGCGCUGCUGUUGAGUGAGAGGCAUGCGUCCAACGUGCAGGAAUUCCUUGUCGCAAGGUUGAAUGAACUAAUCGGUGUGUUGUGUAGAUCGUUGCUCGACAACCAAACACAAAAAACUGGGCGCGUGGCGGAAGGCGCCUCCACACCCGCGUUGCAGCGCCUAAUCUCUACCAUGAUGCGCAUCGUGACUUUCGUCAAAGAGACGUUUACGGAAGUUCACAGGUCUGGCACGUCUGUGACCCCAGAUAAAGGGAGGAAACCGAAAAGAAUUGUCGAUUUUUACAGCAAUGUGAACUUCGAUGAACUUUGGCGUGCUGUUGAUUCUACGUUGACCGGCCUCGCCAAGGCGCCGAAGCCGCAUACUAAGGUCGACCCUAAGGAAGCCCGCUCAACGCAGUUGUCAAGCAGCGGCGACGGUUUGCUGGAUAAUUCGCGUCAUUCCGAGCAGCUGUUGACGUUGGUGCCCAUCAUUGGUGCGUUUAUGGACAUCACCCAAAUUCGUGUGGCCUUGGACUAUAUGCUGGAUGACGUUUCCGAGCUGAAUAACACCAUGUCGUUCGUCAACUUCGAUUACGAUCUUCCGGAUGGUAACUUGGAUUUCAUCGCCGUAUCUCGUCAGAAGCGUCCUCCCAAGAAAGAACCCUGGGACUGCGAUGAGAACAGUGUUGAGAUGUCUCCGAACCAUCUGAGUUUGAUUUACUUCGCGGAGAAACAUUGUCGCGUGCUAAACUGCUUGAUAAAACGUAUCCCGUCGCUGCUGUAUAGUAGUUUCGCUCCCCUUCUUCGUCUUGCCCCUAACUGCUUGAACUUCGACAUCAAGCGCAACUACUUCCGGCAGAAAUUGAAGGAAGUUCGGCAGGGAUUGCACCUAAAUACACUGAGGAUAAAUGUACGGCGCGAGCACGUCUUUAUGGACUCUUAUCACCAGCUGCGCCUGCGUAGCGGCGACGACAUGAAGGGCAAACUUGUUGUUACGUUUUCCGGCGAGGAGGGUGUCGACGCCGGCGGCUUAACCCGCGAGUGGUUCAGCAUGCUGGCCAAGGAAAUGUUCAACCCUAAUUAUGGUCUGUUCUGCCGCGAGGGUCGCAAGCAGGAGUUCAACCACCCCAACCCCCUGAGUGGCAUCAACCCCGAUCACUUGAACUUCUUCAAGUUCAUCGGCCGAGUGAUCGGCAAGGCCUUACACGACAGCCAACAUAUUGACGCCUACUUCUGCCGGUCGUUUUACAAGCACAUGCUGAACCGCAAGAUAACCCCUGUCGAUGCGGAGUCCGUGGACCCACAAUUUUACCAGAACCUCACCUCCAUCAACAACUGCCGCCUCGAGGACCUCGGCCUCGAGUUGUUCUUCUCCACGGAGAUUGAUGAGUUUGGCAAGGUCAAGGUGAUCGACCUGAUCCCGGACGGACGCAACAUCCCAGUCACCGACGAUAACAAGCAGAAGUACAUCGAAUUGUUAUGCCGUCACAAGGUGACCAACGGCAUAAAGGACCAGCUCGACGCUUUUAUGUCGGGUUUCCGCGAACUGAUAUCGCCUGACUUGAUUUCCAUUUUCGACCACAAGGAACUCGAGUUGCUGAUUAGCGGGACCCCGUCUAUCGACCUGGCGAACUUGCGGGAGAAUGUGGAAUACCGGAACUACACGAAGGACAGCGAACAGAUCAUAUGGCUCUGGGAGUUUUUGGAGGACCUCGACCAAAGCAAUUUGGCCGCCUUUUUGCAGUUCGUCACCGGCACCAGCCGCGUGCCAAUCGGUGGUUUCAAGAACCUCAUGGGUAUGCGCGGGCCGCAGCGCAUAACAAUCCAUCGCGCGUGUAACAGCGAGCACCUCCCGUCGGCGCACACGUGCUUCAACCAGCUGAACCUUCCGGCCUACUCCAGUCGCGAGACGCUGAAGCAGAAAAUGCUGCAGGCCAUUUUGGAGGGCAAGGAGGGCUGGCUCGGCACGCUGACCUUUUUGCGGUCCAGUUCCCAGCACUGUGGUUCCACCUCUCCUGCGUGUCAGACUACGCGUGGUAUGCAUAUUUGCGGUGCCCGCAGGCCUCCUUUAUUGUGGGAUCAGACCACAGUCCAGCGUCGCGCAGGGGUACACCUGGUUGCUCAUUCUGGGGAUGUAGUCGUACAUGUUGUUGGAUUGCAUCUGCAUCGCGUGCAGGUUGUUAUCCACGUGGUUGGGCUGCAUUCCCAUAACACACUUCCUUUGCUUGUACGGAACCAUGCCAUUCAUGUACUGUUCGGGAUUGGACUUGUUCAGCGCCACGAGGUGGUCCACCUUGCGCUUGAUUUGGUUCAUGUUGUUCCUGUGCUCGAGGUAGUAGCGCCUUUCGUCAUCGUUCGUCGUGUUGUAGUACGGCGCCCCGUACAUCGAGUUCGGUAUGCGCCGCAUUUUGGGGCUCCGGGAUACGGUAGUUCUGGGGGAGUACCCGUCGUAGUACUGCACCCCUUGCGCCACGCCGUUCUUCCCCAUCUUGUUCCUCACCUUCCCGUAUAUUUUGUGUAUGGCUAUCGCCUGGUCGAAGACGUCGAGCUCGUGUGCAAGCUCCCAGAGCAUCGAGACCUUGAAGAAGGGAAGGUUGCUGAUGGUGGUCGGCGGAUCCAUUUUUUCGAAGAUGUGCUUAAACUUUUUGUUGGUUUUGUAAACGUUCCUGAGAAGCUGCAGCAUCGCCUUUCUACCCUGCGAGCCGAGCUGGAGGCAGAACCCGGGUUUCCACUUGUACUUGUCCCCCUCCUCCCCAUCUUCAGUGUUCACGUCUUCUUCGCUCUGCUGCCGCUUGUUUGGCGGCGUGUUGUCGUUUCCAACCGGCGUGUGCUUCGUAUCCGCUUGAGUUGA
This is a messenger RNA of Babesia ovata, 13509 nucleotides long. Its product is annotated as ubiquitin ligase. Gene Ontology annotation, molecular function: ubiquitin-protein transferase activity. The coding region runs from base 1 to 13509 and encodes 4502 amino acids. NCBI's taxonomy places the organism in Eukaryota, Apicomplexa, Aconoidasida, Piroplasmida, Babesiidae. The record is from RefSeq and is a predicted model, not a curated record. The transcript is spliced from 2 exons. Gene Ontology annotation, biological process: proteasome-mediated ubiquitin-dependent protein catabolic process; positive regulation of protein catabolic process; protein polyubiquitination.